AUGGCGGGAGGCAACGACCGCGGGGGACAAGCGCGCCAGGCGGGCGCACGCAACCCUACGCGACGUGCGUGCCGCUCCGUUACGACACCUACACCGAAUUUUUCCACAUGCCCGAACAGCCGAGAUAAGCGGACGACGCCAACGUGUUAUUUAUUAACGAACCGAAUGAUCGAUAGUUGGACGCGACACCGGACGUGGGGCUGGACGAUUGCCGCCUUUCGUAACGCGCCGCCACUCCGCGCGCCGCGCCGCCAUCGUGCACGAGACGCGUUGCCCGGACCCCAGAUAUAUCUUCGUCUUACACUGUCACUGGUGGAGCCAACGUCGGAAUUGAUCUUU
Molecule: messenger RNA, 339 nt
Organism: Iphiclides podalirius (scarce swallowtail)
Lineage: Eukaryota; Metazoa; Arthropoda; Insecta; Lepidoptera; Papilionidae
Source: the annotation of a GenBank genome assembly